Molecule: messenger RNA, 930 nt
Organism: Suillus plorans
Lineage: Eukaryota; Fungi; Basidiomycota; Agaricomycetes; Boletales; Suillaceae
Exons: 8
Coding region: 1-930 (309 amino acids)
Source: RefSeq, a predicted model, not a curated record
AUGGUCAGCCAGCCAGCCAGCCAGCCAUCUUGGCUUUUUGCUUGGCUGCCAUCAGUAUUCGCUCUGUGCAAUUUUCCUUCUCUGCUCACCAACGGUAUCCUCAGGUUAGAGCAAAUGGAAGAUACUCCGCUGGAGGACUUUUCUGCUGAUGAGCGACGAGAGCAUCGCAUUUUUGAGCACCUCUUAGACUCAUAUCCUGGCCUUUUAGAGCGACUACAAAAUGGAUCUGAGGAGGAACUUAUCCAUGUGGGUGAGCUCAUUGGUAAGGGAGCUGCAGGUGCGAGGGGCAACGACACGAAAACAUUAAAGUCUGCAGUGCUUGAUUGGAUUUCCCUGAAAGGCACAGCAAUCCAGCCUCCUUUACACAGAAACUCGAAGAUUGACCGUGGAUUCAACCAUGAGCUUACUGGAUCGCUGCUUUGUCCCGCAGGGUUGGACUGGAAAGACCCAGAGACGAGAGAGAACCUCCGAAGCGGAGAACUAUCGGUAUGUGGAGAUCAAUGGCCCGUAUUUUUGUAUGCCAACCAUACUUACGACGCUGAUGACCCGUGGUGUGGUCUUCUCAGGAAUCGCUUACUUGUAUAUGCUUACAAACACGUUUUUACAUCCCCGAGUUCGGUUGACAAAGAACCAAAAGCUACGCGAUCUGGAAAUGCUCGCCUCCAUGGCAUGAAUGCUGUCACCGUCACUUCUAUAUCUUAUAUUGCAACACAGUUCCGAUUUGCUUUAAGUUCCUCUUCAGUAUUUUCCCGGACCAACACAACGACAGACUCAGAGACGUUCUAUCACAGUCUCCUCGACCUCCUCGAGGACCCUGAUGAAUCUAAGGAGCUCGAUGAGCUGCUGACAUGGUGGAAUCGACAAGUUUUUCCUGCUUCAUCUGCCGCCAAGCGAUCUAUCAGCACCAAUAGCGCCUUGGCAAAGAUUUGA